Desarmillaria tabescens is the source of this 2889-nucleotide messenger RNA. Its product is annotated as NRPS-like enzyme. Gene Ontology annotation, biological process: biosynthetic process. The transcript is spliced from 19 exons. Bases 1 to 2889 code for a protein of 962 amino acids. NCBI's taxonomy places the organism in Eukaryota, Fungi, Basidiomycota, Agaricomycetes, Agaricales, Physalacriaceae. The record is from RefSeq and is a predicted model, not a curated record.
AUGUCGCUACCAAUCCCUCAAGGCGUUUCGUCUUUGACUUUCAAGCCUCCCCCAGUCGAUGGCUCAUUAACAUUUCCGGAACUAUUUGACUACAAUGCUACUCACAGUCCCAAACACCCUUUAUUUCGUUACGACGAUCCUGAUAAUGGCGGAUUUCGUACUAUCCUUUGGGAGGAAGGAGUUGCCGCCUUUCAUACUGCUGGCUAUUAUUUCAAGAAGCACAUCCACAGUGACGCUCCCGUCACCGUUGGUAUCUUAGCUAAUACUAAUUCGAUCACAUACUUCACGGUAAUGGCGAGCUUGAUGCGUCUUGGGUUCACACCUUUCCCCAUUUCAAUCCGUAACUCAGUCGCUGCUAUUGUCCAUCUCAUGAAAUCCUCGGGCGCCAAGCAUCUGAUUAUCAGCCAGGAUGUAUCCUCACAAAACACAGUAGACGUAGUCUGUCGGCAGCUCUGCGAAGUUGACGUCAACAAUAAGAUCACUACCAUCCCAGUGCCGCAUUUCAGUGACCUCUUUUCUGUGAAACCUGGGGAAUACGAUCCGCUUCCUCCUGUUCGCCCUGCCUGGUCACAAACAGCGCUGAUCAUACAUUCUUCAGGAUCGACUCGUUUUCCUAGUCCCAUUCAUAUCACCCACAAGAACGCAUUGCGGAAUGCCACGAGACCAUACUAUGGAGAAAUGGACGUGUGCGGGGAAGUGUUUGGAGUACAGGCAAUGCCAAUGUAUCACUCGAUGGGUGUCUUUUCACUCUCCUUUUCAACCACGACUGGUGCCAUUGUUGCAUCCUUCCCGCCGGUAGAGCCGCCUUUGAUCCCAACUGCUGAACGUUUUCUAUCGAGCAUCAUCAGUACUAAAACGACUAUAGUCAUCACUGUGCCCUCAUUCCUGGUGGAGUGGGCUCGUGAUCCUAAGGCCAUCGAGGCUCUGAAAUCCACAACUGCAGUGAUGUAUGGUGGCGGACCCCUCGAGAAAGAUGCUGGUGAUACCCUUGUCGCAAAUGGCGUCUUAGUCAUAUGUCUCUAUGGACUUACCGAAUGUGGAGUCUCCGCAAUCUUGCCCAAGAGUAUUCCGAUGGGAGGGUGGGAGUGGAUCACGCCGGAGAGCAACGUCGAUGUUGUCUUUGUGCCGACCGAUGAGAAGGAUAUUUAUCGACUCUACAUCAAAGAAAGUCCACAUCACUCGCCUGCGGUCUUCAACGCUGAAAUCGAUGGAGUACGGGCUUUUGAUACGAAGGACCUGGUGCAGUUACAUCCUUCAAAUCGGAAACUGUUCAAGAUUUGUGGGCGUGCCGAUGACCAAAUCACACAUAGCACAGGGGAGAAAACAAACCCCGGCCCAAUAGAGGCUGGUUUAGUAGCAGACAAGCGCAUAACAGCAGCCUUGAUGUUUGGUCGGUCCAAAUUCCAACCAGGCAUCCUCAUCCUUCCUGCGCCAGAGGAGGCAUUUGACCCAAGCGAUACUACACGACUCGUGGAAUACAGGUCAAGGAUCUGGCACACUAUCAUAAAAGUUAACGAGCAAGCACCACAGCACUCUCGGAUUUACAAGGAGAUGAUUCUUGUCGCAAAGCCAUCGAAGCCUUUUGAAUUUACUGCAAAGGGAACUCUACGCCGGAAGGCCAUCUUGAAAGCAUACAAUCAAGAAAUAGAAGAUUUGUACAAGGCUAUCGACGAUGCAACACAGGCGGACGUUGUUAUUCCGCAGCUGUGGACUCUUAGAAAUGUCAUGGCCAUGAUAAGGGGCAUUGUCACAGCUGCUUUGGAGCGGAAAAUAGGCGACUCAGACGAUAUAUUUGUCGCUGGGGGUGAUAGCUUAACAGCAAUGUCAAUCCGAAACUCUGUUCUUCAUGCGCUUCGCAAGUCAAUAGUUCCUGUGGCCGUCGUCAGAGCUCUUCCACCUAACUUCGUCUUUGAUCUUCCUUUCAUUGCUGCUAUGAGCGCCCUCGUCCACGGAAUCAUAUUGGGUGCACAUGCUUCGCCUGUGGCUGGGCUAUCUACUAAAGGUGACGAGGCUGACGAAGCAGUAUAUCCCGAAGUCAAUUUUGUCUCUGAUCGGAACAUAGUCAAGUUACGGGACGGUGCAGGCGAACCACCCUUGAUCGUAAUCCACGGUGCAGGAGGAGCAUAUUUCGCAUAUGCAUCCUAUGCCAACAAAUUCAGGACUGCAGUUUGGGCUUUGACUGUUGCACCCGACACUCCUUUGAAUUCACUGUCCGAGCUGGCGUCUUUCUAUUUUGCGAAGAUCAAAGCAGAAAGACCCCACGGUCCCUACCGCUUUGCAUCCUACUCAUCGUCCAGCCUCCUCCUUGUCGUCCUUGUGAAACUCUUUGAGGAUAAUGGAGAUGAAGUUGCUCAGGCUGUCAUGCUCGAUCACUUUCCAGCGCUGUUUGUGUACUCAGCCAACAGGUUUGGGAACCCAGACCCACGGGUCCUGGAGAAUAUUCAGAACAUGCUCGACAUGAGCAUGGAUAGAAUUGCAGGGCUGAUGGAUCGGGACUCCAACCGCGACGCGCUCCAGCGAACGAAGAACCUUCUUUUGGAUGGCUGGAAGGGCGUUUAUGCUAACGAUAUCAUACGGAACGCUAUCCGUAACAUGAAAGGAUUUCUUACUGCUAACGCCGAGUUUGUAUACGAUUUGGCCACGGACGAGACGGGCUUGUCUUCCAUUGAAUUGAUGGCGCAGUGGAUGAGGACCGUAAAAGUGCCGAUAACGGUGGUUGUCGCGCCUGAAGGAGCAUUGGGAGCCGUUCCCGAAGAAGAUAGAACAACGUGGGCCGAUUUGGGGACAAAGCGAUGCCUCCCUGAUGCACAGGUUGUUUUCAUUAAAGGAGGCCAUUACGAGUUCUUGACAGACGAAGUUGUUCUACAACUAUUGCAAGAGGGUUACUAA